AAGUGACCGUGACACAUGUCUCAAACGGUCGUUGUGGGCGACACACUUUGCCUUGAGGAAAUGGCAAAAGAAAAGUGUGAUGAAGACAAUGCAGUAAAGGGUGAGGACCGGCCAGGGUCGCCCCUGGCAGAGACACCCAUCGUCUUCCCCAUCCUUGACGCCGUCGCUGAGCGCCACAAGGACGUGACAGACUCCUCACACGCGCAAGAGUUCCAGGACUCAAACGCCGCUAGUCUCCCGGACUCUACAUGGGGCGCUGCCACACCUUCCUUGGGACAUCUCUCAGCUUUCACAGAAUGGUAUCGUAGAACUAGCAAGGAUGGCUGUGUGCCCACAGUGGGCAGUGGGGCAGAUGGUAGCUGUGUGCCCACAGUGGGCAGUGGGGCAGAUGGUGGCUGUGUGCCCACAGUGGGCAGUGGGGCAGAUGGUGGCUGUGUGCCCACAAUGGGCAGUGGGGCAGAUGGUGGCUGUGUGCCCACAAUGGGCAGUGGGGCAGAUGGUGGCUGUGCCCCCACAGAGACCAGCGGGGCUGAUGAUGCCGCACCAGUCGUCCCAAGAAGACAGAGACGUCGCCUGGGUGUAAUUCACCCGCCGCUCUCCAGGGCGGCCAACGACUGCCGUCUCAGUGUUUCUUUCGGCGACGUAACUGUGUGUGAUAAGUUGAACGUCCACCCGAGACGCAAGUCCCUGCCCUGUAACAUCCACCCGAUACUCAAGUCCAUGCCCUCUGGCUUGGACAUCAACAUCAGACGCCAGUCCCUACCAUGCGACUGGGACGUCAAUCCGAGAACUCAGUCCCAACCCUGCGGUCUGACCAUCAAGUCGACAUCCUUGCCCCAACCCUGCGUCUUGGAUAUCAACUCGACAUCCACGUCGGACAUCAACCCGAAGCGCCAGUUCCUGCCCUGUGAUUGGGACAUCAACUCAACACACAAGACCCUACCCUUCAGCUGUGACAUCAGCACGAGACGCAAGUCCCUGCCCAGCGGCCUGGACAUCACUCCGAGAUACAAGUCCCAAUCACGCGACACGAACAUCAAUCACAGACGAAGGUCCCUGCCUUGUGACUUGGACAUCAACCCCUAUGACAGCGUGUCCAACCUCUCUUUCUUUGAUGACAUUAUCUUAGCGGCCGCGACUCCUGCCUUAGGCCCAGAUAUAUCUAAGCGACACACUCUCAACUCGUUCUUAAAGAUGAUCGGAGGCUUUCCUGAGCGGCUGGCCAACAAGAGUCACUUCGAUAGCUGCUCAAGCUUAGCCACGUCCAGGUCGAGCCUUCAGGAGCCACAGUCUCUUCCUAGCGUGUAUGUGCCUCGCUCCAGACGCAGCACAGAGCAGCAGGAGGAGCUGGAGCUGCAGCAGAUACGGGAGGGCUGCCUUCCCAGGGUGUCAGGGAACGUGUACCCAAGGGUGAUGAGGCCAUAUAUCACUCAUGGAGGCUUCAGUGCCUGGAAGGACGUUGACAGUUCCGCGCCCAAGAUGUACGGGCGGUACACCAAGGACCUGAGCCGGUACGCCAGACAGGAGGCCAAGAAACUCAAGACUGAAGAAAAGAGCACCUUGGAGAGUGGUACAUCAGGUCUGCGGCCGUACCGGGGGAAGGUGGCCAGCAAGUGCGUGAGGUUCCUGAGCACAGUGUGGCGGGCCACCUUCGCCAGGGUGGGCGAGGACUGGGUCUUCCUGGCCAUGCUGGGUGUGGUCAUGGCCAUCAUCUCCUUCAUCAUGGACUACGGCAUCGCCAUGUGCAACAAAGCUCGACUAUGGCUGUACCGAGACCUGGCGAGCCACACGGCCCUGCAGUACCUGGCCUGGGUCUCCCUCCCCGUCUGCCUCAUACUCUUCUCUGCUGGCUUCUCCCACCUCCUGGCUCCCCAGGCUGUUGGUUCUGGCCUUCCUGAGAUUAUCGCUCUGCUCAAAGGCUCUGGCAUCCCAGAGAUGAAGACCAUCCUGAGGGGGGUGGUGCUUAAGGAAUACCUCACCUUCAAGACUCUGAUAGCUAAGGUCAUUGGUCUCACAGCCACCCUGGGCACUGGAUUGCCACUAGGCAAGGAGGGCCCCUUCGUACACAUUGCCAGUCUGGUGGCCACUCUGCUGUCCAAGGCCGUCACCUCGUUUAAGGGCAUCUACGAGAAUGAGUCGCGUAACUCCGAGAUGUUAGCUGCAGCGUGCGCUGUGGGUGUGGCUUGCUGCUUUGCUGCACCUGUUGGUGGAGUGUUGUUCAGCAUCGAGGUCACAAGUGUGUACUUUGCUGUCAGAAAUUACUGGCGAGGGUUCUUUGCGGCCGUGUGUGGAGCCAUGAUGUUCCGACUGCUGGCAGUUUGGUUCAACGAUGAAGAAACUUUGACUGCACUCUUCAAGACCAACUUCAAGGUGGGAUACCCAUUCGAUCCACAGGAGCUGUUCGUCUUUGCUCUUGUUGGAGUUCUGUGUGGCUUCCUGGGUGCACUCUUCGUGUAUUCGCAUCGUCGUUACGUCAUCUUCAUGAGGAAGAACAAAAAGAUGAAGGCCUUCCUUCAGAAGAGUCGCCUGUUGUACCCUUUCUUCAUCACCAUGAUUUAUGGGUCCCUGUCCUUCCCCCUCGGCCUUGGACAGUUCUUCGGCACUGAACUUGGCGGUCACCAACAGGUAAUAGAAUUGUUUAGUAACAUCACAUGGACCAAGGAGGUUCACACAGUCCAGGAGUUUACAAUUGUUGAGAAUUGGAGAACACCAUGGACGGGGAUCUUUGUCAGCCUGAUUAUAUACUCAGCAUUUACAUUCUUUGGGUGUGUGAUAUGCAGCACCCUCCCAGUUCCAUCAGGUCUCUUCAUCCCAGUGUUUAAGACUGGAGCUGCUGUAGGCAGAAUUGUUGGUGAGAUAAUGGCUUCCACAUUCCCUAAUGGCUUGCGCUAUGGUGGCCACAAUCACAUCAUUAUUCCAGGUGGUUACUCAAUUGUGGGUGCAGCAGCUCUGGCUGGCGCCGUCACCCACACCAUCUCUACUUCAGUUAUUGUCUUUGAACUCACAGGCCAGAUUACUCACAUCCUUCCUGUUAUGAUUGCUGUGCUUAUUGCAAACGGCAUUGCACAACUCCUUCAGCCAUCUAUUUAUGACUCUAUCAUCCAGAUUAAGAAACUACCUUAUCUACCUGAUAUUCUAACGGCCACUUCUGGUGCCUAUAAUAUUUAUGUUGAAGACUUCAUGGUGCGGGAUGUAAAAUAUAUUUGGUAUGGUAUCGCAUAUCGGGAACUGAAGAACAUUCUUAAAGAGCAUAAAAAAAUAAGAUCACUACCCCUAGUCGAUUCUCCAGACUCCAUGAUUCUCCUGGGAUCAAUACAGAGGUCAGAGCUAAUAUCCAUGCUGGAGGAACAUCUAGGCAAGGAUCGGCGACUCAGAGUCAUCAAUAAGUGGAAAUUUGCAGCACAAAAAGUUCUUGAAGCUGAGCAACUGCACGAGAUGGGAGAGAACCAACAUGAAAAUGAAAGAAAAAGGGCAAAACAACGGCUUCUUGACAUUGAAGAGGCAAUAAAGAGAAAGCCUACCACAGUACCAUCAGGCAGCUUGACACUCAUGGCUGGAAUGGGUGCAGAUGAAAAUGAUUCAUUGCUGGUACCAUCAACAGUCCCAACAGUGCCAGCACCACCAGCAAUGACCCCAGCACCACCAUCAAUGACCCCAGCACCACCAUCAGUGACCCCAGCACCAGCAUCAGUGACCCCAGCACCACCAUCAGUGAUCCCAGCACCAUCAAUGAUCCCAGCACCACCAUCAAUAAUCCCAUCAUCAAAUAUUCCAGCAGCCCCAUCAAUUUUUCUAGAAGUACCAUCAACUUCUGCCUCUGCCAUCAGUAGCACUGCUACUACAAUAUCUACCCCCAACACUGUUGCUCCACUGCCUGUUAUCAUGACAGACAUGAUGGAGGUCUUAGGAAAACAAGAACGAAGACCUUCCAGAUUUGAGGUUACAAAGAUUGAAACUCCUUCCAAAGAAAAUGAAUCUUCAAUUGCUCUACAAAUAGACGCUAUGGAGAUCCCAGCAGCAUCAGAGCCUACGCUUGACAGAGACAACACUUUUAGAAGGAAUACCAUGCCAAAAUCUAUUUUGAAAAAGACCAAUAGUUUUAUUCUUCACCCUACAGCAUCAUCACCCAUUGCUUCCCCACAACACACCCCUUAUGCUACAGUCCAUGCUGGGGACUCCAAACUACGACAAGCUUUUGAAUCAGUGAUAAGGAAGACAAACUUAAGAAAUGGCAGUGAUAAAGAAGCCCAUAGCACUCAGAGUGUAAACUCCAAUAAUCCCAAAAGGGUAUCUUUGCCGAUGGAACGAAUGGUAGAGAUGACUCUAGAAGAGCAGCGUCGUUGGGAAGAAGAGGAACUCGACAAGGAGGUAGACUUUAGCAAGUGUCAUAUUGAUCCUGCACCAUUUCAACUUGUUGAGAGAACCUCACUUCUUAAAGUGCACUCACUGUUCUCCAUGCUGGGUCUGAACCAUGCUUAUGUCACAGCCAUCGGCAGGAUCAUUGGUGUCGUGGCUCUGAAAGAGUUAAGACAAGCAGUUGAAUCAACGAAUUCUGGUGACUUCAGCAAGCCCAGAAGAGAUAAGGGUGUUGGGGGCUCUUUCAGAGAGAGGUUUUUGAGGUCCACAAUACGAAGAAAGCUGCGAAAAGCCAUCGAGGAGACAAACUCAGGUGACUUCCCCAAGGCUGACCCGGCUCCAGCUGCUACGUCAACACGAGCCACUGAUGCCAGCAGUUCUACUGAAGCCACUAAAGAAGGGUCUAAGGAGUGAGGUAAAGAAGAGAUGAAAAUAAAUUAUUUAUUCUUAUUAUUAAUUUAAAAUGUACUGUACAUAAGGUGAAGUAGUAGACCUACUGCCAGCAGUGAAGAAUAUACCCAGUGUGCACUGUCGGUUGAAAGCGGCCGAUGUUAUAUACUGUUUACUAUGUAACAUCAGUCGCUUUCAACCAACGGCACCCACUGGGUACACUACUUACAUACAGUGCUGGGGCAAAGUGAAGUUGAAUGUAUUGUGAUACAUAGUGACUAUUUAUUUUGUUCAAUUUUCAUUCAGAGAAAGGAAUGAAUAAGAAUAAGAAAGAAUAACAGAAUUACCUAGUACUGUAAAUGUAUUUUUAUCUGUACAAAAUACUAUAGCAACUUUUUGCUGGCAUUGCAUUUGUUGAAAAGAAGUGGUAUGUGUAUAGAAUAUAUUGUAUAAAAUGUAUUAUUGUACAGUAUUUGUAUAUUGUAAUGGCUAAGAUUGUUACAUAAAAUUGUAUUUAGUUGAUGAAUCCUAUUCACUCGUUAUAGUAAACUUAUUUUAUAUAAAGCAUUAUUUUCAAGUAUUGUACUGUACUAGUAAUAUUAAGAAUUGCAGUAAGACUUGAUCUCAGAGUAAUUACAGGUACUUUAAUAUGGUGCAUACUGAAGGGUGGUAUAGAUACUUAGUAUUUCCUUUUUUAAGUGUGGUCGAGAACGACAGCACUUUAAUGUACAAAAAAAAUGCUGCAUUGCAAAAAAUAUAUAGUUAAUCAGGC
Messenger RNA from Procambarus clarkii (red swamp crayfish), 5518 nucleotides. Lineage: Eukaryota; Metazoa; Arthropoda; Malacostraca; Decapoda; Cambaridae. The record is from RefSeq and is a predicted model, not a curated record.